AUGAAGAAGCUCUUGAAAGUAGCAAGUUUUGGGAUGUCAAGAUCCAAGAACAAGGGUUCUAAAGACAAGGCGGCUUCAAGUGAUGUUGCACCGCAGAACAAUCAGGAGGUGCAAAAAGCUUCUUCUCAACCUCCUCAGCAGAUUGCAAGUGUGCAGAAGCAAACAGUCCCUGCGCUAGAUCUUGCUCGGGCUGAACGACAGCGAGAUAUGGAAGAGAAAUCGAGUACGAACCAGUCCUACACCUCUGACAAGAUGCAUAAGGCUCAGAACAGCAGUCAGACAACGCAUGAAACUGCUGUACUUGCAGAGGAGAAGCUGAAGAAAGAUGCAGCGAGGAAGGAGGAGGCGAACAAUCAAAGAGACGAGAAUCUUGAGAGAGCAAUCAACGAUUCGAUGGAUUUCCUCGCCAAUGAGGGUCUCAACUCUCCUGGUCUUUUCAAGGAGAAAUGUAGCGAGCAACUCAAGGUUUCUGUGAUGCAGGCAAUCCUGGCAGGAAAACAAGUCGAUUUCAUCUCAAUGAACAAUGCAGCUUUGGCGACGACCAUACUCGAAGAGUGCUUCAUGCACAGUAGCUCUCCGAUCUUUCCUGUCAAGUUGUUGGAUCCCUUAUACGAAGCCAUGUGUAUCCAGGGGGUGAAGAAAUCGCAUGCUCGAGUUCAGAGCAUCCUCCUAGAAGCGAUCCAGACGAACACGCUCUCGCCCGUCUUCCUCAAUCUCCUUGGAUUGCUCAACCUUGUCGUGCAACACUCGGAUCAUAAUCACUUCACCUUACAUGACGCUUCCGAGCACUUCGCACGCUUCAUGGCGCAAGACAAGCAACAAGUGCUGUCGAACGGCGAUCGCAACGAGCGGGCAACUCAAGCAGCUGUCGUCCUCAAGGAGCUCAUUGAGCAUGUCUACACCAUGUUCCCUUCUCCCAACGCCCAAGAAGAGCCCUCAGCUGGCGCAGCAUCUGCCGAUCACCAGCAGGCAACCGAGACAUCUACUGCUGACGAUGAGGAUGCCGAGAGCAAGACCGAGGCGCUGGAGACGCAUGCCAACGAUAACCAAUGGGUUCACUUCCCUGAACCUGAACGCCCCUCACAAGAAGAGGAUGCCACAGCACCCGUGGAAAGUUUUGACGAGCAUAGAGAUGAUUCUCUUGUCAGCUCCAGCGAUGCUGGGCAAGACGUCGAGCAGUCGCUCAAGCAGCCAGCAGCGACGGGGGAAGAGGAUGCGCAAGAAGAGUUUGUGCCUGUUGACUUCACAGCCAUCGCCAAGUUCAACUAUGACGCCACUGAGAGCGACGAGCUGACGCUUCGGAAGGGAGACAAGAUCAAGCUGACGCAUCGAGUCUCGUGGGAUCAUGACACUGACCAGGGCUGGUACAUCGGGCGGAUCGGGGACAGGAGCGGGCAUCUCCCCUCAACGCACAUUCAGAUCGUUUACGAGGACGUGUUCGAGGACGAGGGGGCUGAGCCUAUGACUGAAGCGAUGGAUGCUGAGGCGGGGCCAGCAUCCGAGCCUCCCAAUCAAGGAGAAGCCUCGGGAUCUGACGAGCAAGACGCCAUGGGCGAGAGCGAAGCGCCCAGCAGUCAACGUCCUCAGCUCGCGGAUAUGCAUGACGAAGAAGACAAGGAGACAAGCGUCGACAUGGAGUGGAAUGAUGAUGGCAAGCACAAGGAGCUGGAAGGCAACAGCAAGACGGAGGAUGAAGAGUCGUUAGUUGCCUCGCUGUCAAAGAGGGAGAGCGAUAAGGAGUCGUUCGAACUCGACGCGAAUCAUCCGUCGCCCAUGGAACAUGAAGAUGCCGAGUCGCUCGAUCUUUCAAGAAAUCUACAUCUGGAUCAGUAUGACGUGCUUCUCGCUAGUGCCACAAGUGACGUCGAGGAGAGCCAGCACAGCAAGGAGUACGUCACGGCAACCCUUGAGCUUGUCGACGGAGCACAUCCUGAGAUCAGAGGGACGGAGGUGGGAGGGAAGGUGCCCCAGGAGAUCGCCUACUUCGACGACCUCCAACGUGAUCUCAUAGGAAGCCUCUUUGACGCGAGCUGCAGCCUCGAACAGAAGAGCUCGACCAACUCUGUGAUCGACGACAAGCUCAAGAGGGCCUGGAAAGACGCCUUGACCCAGUACGUGAACAAGAACAAGUCAAACGACAGGCUGCCCAAGCAGGAAGCAGCCCCGAACCCUCGGAGGCUCGUCAAAGCUGACUCCUUCUCUUCGAGCGUGAUGCGCAUGACCAAGAGUGCUCGGAUAAAAGACGAAGAGAAGCGAACGAGGAUCGAGCAGCUGAAGCAGCAAAGCGUGCAGGCUGCGAGCGCGAAGCAGGCAGCUUCUCUCAAGUCGCAGGACACGAAGAAACUCUCUCUUCAGACGGAGGUGUACUCCAAGACCACUCAGCGACCUCAGCCACGUCCCUGGAGGAACCCUCCCAGCGGGUUCAAGGCGUCCUCCUCCCAGAAGGUGCCCAGGUAUGUUGACCCCGACGUUGUCAUGGAGAGAUGGAGGAAAGAGUGGGAGGAGAAGGUCAUGAACGACCCGGACGUCAAGUUCCCCUCAGCGGCUGACAGCAGCAGCUACGCAGAACGUCUGCGGAGCUUCUCGCACUCGUUGGAUGGCUCUGAUGACAAGCCGGUGGAGCAGGAGGCGUCUACCUCGCUCUCGCUCUCGCUCUCUCAAGUCCAUCAGAUCCGUGAGAGUCAACGCGAGCGCAUCAAGGAGUACAACAGAGCCCUGGUGAGCACCCCGAGGCCCAAGUCUCGUCCUGCUACUUCCAGGCACAGCGAUGGAGGCUCUUCGGUCACGGUGGAGCAGCAGGCCGACAGACGGUCUGAGCGAGCUCGCUCGUUGAGCGCCGGGAGGGCUCGGUUAGAAGACGCUGAGGUCAGCGACGGGGAUCGAAAGCCCCGGAAACGAGAGCUUAUGAGCGAGAACGCUGCCGUCAGACACAUCGCUCGCCAACGAGCUGCCUGGGAGCGGCAACAUGAGGGCCGGUCGUCCUCGGUAGAGCCUCCCAGCAAGAACAGAGCUCCGGCUCCCGCUGAAGCUGCAGACAAGCCCAACCAGGCGACAGUGGCGGCGAGCAAGGCGUUGCGACUAGCAGGGACAGCAGCGAACGCGAAGCGGGGGAUCAAGCGAACCCCUGGCAAGUCACCCAAGGCUGCAGACGCUCCUGCGCUUGCCGAGAAGUUCCACAUGCUCGAGGCUCACCUUCAGCGAGUCUCUCCCAUCCAGUCUGCCUCGCUCAACUCCGCUGAGCCCUCCAAGGAGAAGCUGCCGAUGUCCCAUCCUCCCGCUGACCUCCCGGUCGACUACCUCUUCAAGGAGGACGCACCUGUCAGCGGCUUGCCACAUGUCGACCCCAGCAGCUCAGCCUCCAUCGCCAACCGAGCGAGUGGAUCUCAGAGGUUCUCCUCCAGCGCUGAUCUCUCCGUCACCGCAGUCCGUAGAGCAGACAAGCACGACCUGCUGAGACGAGACGACCGCAGGGGUCCAGCUCAGUCCCAGGAGAAGCUCACCUGGAGCGUGCUUGACGCCAGCUCCUCCUCCAAGGAUGACCCUGCCAGGUUUGCGCAGGAGGUGCAAAACCUCAUCGACGCUGUGGGGGUCGUCAGCCUCCACAAGCGCCCUCUAGAGCCUCUCCUCUCCCCUCCCGUCGCUGCUGGGCUCGAGCACGCCCUCCGCAAGGACUCGCAGUUUCUUGAUGGCCCCUUCCGGCCCCAGCUGAGGUGCCUGGAGACGGUAGGAGCGUUUUCGCUUCCCAAGGAGCCGCUUCCUACCCUCGUGCUGCCGUGCGGUGCUCUCAUCUGGCGCUCAGAUCGGGGCUGCGAGACGUACACGACCUUCCUGCCGGAGGGGACGGACAACGGGGUCUACCUGCACUGUUACUCGCGGUACCGGGAGGAGAUGAAGGAGGGGAUGUGGAUUCCCGAGGCUAUCUUCGUCGCCUCUCGCACUCAAUUUCAUGCCUCCAUCCUCUUCGCUCUCACUGCUUACGCCUCGAACUUGCCUGCCUCGGUGCCCUGGGACACGUCGCACGUCAAGGAGCUGAUCUCCAUCCUCGCCAUGCCUGUGCCCCUCCCCGGACAGCCGCUGCAUGUUCAGAUGUACAGUCAGAUCGUCCACGUCCAGCGCCCCUCCGCCAAGGAGCUCCCGCUGGCAGACAUCGACUUUGCCGUCCUCUUCCGCUGCCUGGACCUCGUCACCAUUCGCCGGGUCCUCCUCCUCCUCCUCCUCGGCGAGCCACAAUUGCUGGUUGUGGCAGACGAUGCCAGCGUGCUGUUCCCGAUCCUCGAGGCCUUGAAGCUGCUGCUCUUCCCGUUUGAGUGGCCCUUCACUAUGAUUCCUAUCCUCCCUAUCAACUUCUUGACCGAGCUUGACUCCCCCUUCCCCUUCCUCCUCGGGGUCACCAGACCUGCCCUUCCGCGAGGAAGAGUCCCUUCCAACGUGUCGGUGCUGGACACAACGCACAAGACUCUCUCCAUCCCCCCGGCCCUCAGUGCUCUCGAGCGCAGCAGCGCAGGAGUCGCUCUCGCCCGGGCCAUGGACGAGCGUCUCCUCGCCUUCGAAGAGCGAGUCCUCCACGUGCUCCAAGGACACGCCGCGUGUGAUCCAGCCAAGACGACCAACGACGAGAUCUGGGCUGAGGCAAUCACGGCACCUGGGACGUGGAAGUCUUUGAAUGAGAACCACGUCUCUCCGCUGCAAACUUGUGUAGAUGUUCUGAGAAACAACCUCCUGUUUGACCUCGUCAGUUUGGUCUUCCGCUUUCCUCUCUUCGUUCAGAACGCUGUUGACGACGAUGCGGUGAUGGAGAUCAGACAGAAGAAGCUUCUCCCUCCCAGCGGUACGAAUGUCGUCCAUGUCGACACAGCAGGCCUUGUCGGCGCGUCGGAGGAGCCGGAGAUCCUAGAGGUUCUCUGCCGGACUCGCAUGUUCAACCUGCUUGUCGCCAAGAGGAUGCCGUACUGGGAGGCCGCGUUUGGCCUCCGGACGAGAGGCAAGGGCGCGAGGAAGGCGAGAGCGGGCGACCUCGUGGAGACGUACAUGAGGGCGAGGCUGGAGGCGGAGGCACACGAGAUCGCGAACUUGGAGACGAUCCAGAUGUGUGGGUUCUUGUUUGUGCAGGAGGACAGGCGGCAGCAGGCAGGCACGAGUGUGCAGGGAGAGCGGAGCCUCACGCGAUCGGAGAGGAGCCAUGAGAGCGGCUGGCAGUUGAAGUGGUGCGAGCUGGACGGCCUCUCCUUGAAGAUGCUGGUCUUUCAGAGCCCCGCAGGUCCAGCUCCUUCAGUGGUCGGUGGGGAGGCGUCGGAGGACGAUGUGGUCUUCCUUCUGGAGGAGCGAGAGACUUUCAUCAACGCCUUCGAGGACCCGACCUCCUUCAACUUCGAGAUCUCUGUGAGAGGACAGGGCUCGGUGCAGGGGAGUGGGCAGGACGUGAUACGGUCACUUCGCAUCUGCGCCAAGGAUGCCGCGUCUCGAACAAGCUGGAUAAAGCACAUCCGAGCUCGAUGCAUGGGACCCGAGCCGCUACACAAGUUGGCAGAGAUGGUAGGAACUCAUGGAGGAGGAACAGACGCGAGCUCACCCCAGGGCCCGCGGCGAUGA
Molecule: messenger RNA, 5589 nt
Organism: Guillardia theta CCMP2712
Lineage: Eukaryota; Cryptophyceae; Pyrenomonadales; Geminigeraceae
Exons: 12
Coding region: 1-5589 (1862 amino acids)
Biological process (GO): signal transduction; regulation of Rab protein signal transduction
Cellular component (GO): cytoplasmic vesicle
Molecular function (GO): protein binding
Source: RefSeq, a predicted model, not a curated record